Molecule: messenger RNA, 270 nt
Organism: Bipolaris sorokiniana ND90Pr
Lineage: Eukaryota; Fungi; Ascomycota; Dothideomycetes; Pleosporales; Pleosporaceae
Exons: 2
Coding region: 1-270 (89 amino acids)
Source: RefSeq, a predicted model, not a curated record
AUGCGUUUCAUCAUCUCCAUAUUCGCGCUCUCUGCAGCUCUUGCAUCUGCUAUGGAGGUGGCUUCCGCACCUGCUACAGAUGCAUCUCCUGCACCUGUUGAACAGGUCUGCUCAGACUUCCUCAACCGCUGUACGCAAGAUGGGGAUCCAUGCUCGACCUUCUGUCAAAAUGCAGAGACAAAAGAGCUUAUUUCCAUAUAUGAGAAGUUUUGCCUCAAGGUCGGAGAAGAGUGGACUUGCAGUGGGGAACAGCCAAACCGCGGGACCUAG